GUUACGUGUAGUGCAGAGGGGUAUCGAUAGGCGCUCGGGGCGAUCCCUUCCGCCGCCAGGCUACGCCGAACGGACCUCACAUCUCCAAUAUGUGGACGACGCAAGAGGCGCCGUUCUUCAAAACUCACUCAUAGCUCGCAAUGGAAGCAGAGAGAUCUUUCAUCGCGAAGCCUCAGUAUCAUGUGCGGGCUGGCCCAUGCACUUCGUGUAGGCCAUCGUUUGUGGUUUCGAUGAGAUGAGCAUGAGCAGCGGUCGCCGUGACAGUUUGGGUGACCGCCUGCCCCGCCCGGUGCGCCGCGUGGCGCUUGACGAGCAGGAGGCCAUCGACAGAGUGCUCAUCUACGGGGCGGCCAUCGGCAUACACGCCGCACUCAUCGCAUGGGGACUGCACCAAGACAAGACUCGUGAGUGGAGUGUGCGCGUGAUAAACCACACACACUCACACAGACAGACGCAGACAGACAGAAGGAAGAAAGAUGCACCCGAUGAGUUAACUGAUGGGCAUGUCAUGUGAUGUGUCGUGUGUGUGGUUGCCAUUCCAUGCAGUGUCGGUGCCGUACACCGACAUCGACUACCACGUCUUCAGCGACGCCGCGCGGCACCUUUAUGAGGGCGCUUCGCCGUACGAGCGGGAAACAUACAGAUACACACCCUUGCUGUAAGCAAGAGAAACCACACAGCCAAGCCGGACACGCAGAUAGAUGAGUCUGUGCAUUGAAUGCCUUGGCCUCUCUGGUGUGGUGUGCCUGUGUUCGGUGUGUCCAUGAUAUGACUGCAGUGCGUGGCUGCUGGUGCCUGUGGUGUGGCACCCUCUCUUCGGCAAGGCCCUCUUCUGCCUUGCCAACCUUGUGUGCGCCGCACUCAUCGAGGUCAGUCAGCACACACAAGGCAGGCCAAGGCAGUGCAGACCACCUGCAGGCACUUGUGCAGCCAACCAGCCAGCGAUCGAUCCAUUCAUCAAUGUGUGUUGUGUUGUCCAUCCAUCCAUCCAUCCCAUCCAUCAGCAUGUGCUGCGUGCUCGCGGCGUCCGCGCUCGCCCCUCCCUGCUGCUGUCGUGUCUGUGGCUGAUGAACCCCAUACCGCUCAACGUGGCCACCCGAGGCAGCUGCGACACUCUCACGUGUGCCAUGAUACUGGUGCUGGUGCGAGAACUGGUCGACAUGAACCCCGCUGGCAAGAGGAGGGUUGGGUGCUCGUGGGCAGCUGUGAGGGCUGCUGUCGUGUAAGUAAGAGUCAGUGGGAAGCACACACACACACACACACAGAGAGAGAGAGAGAGAGAGGGAGAGAGAGGGGGGUGGAUGGGUGUCUUUGGUGUGUGUGUCAAUCAGCUACGGUUUUUUGGUUCAUUGGCGGGUCUUCCCCGUGAUAUACGGACUGCCCAUCCUGCUGCUGCUCAACCCUGACUACCUCUCCUGCAAAUUUGUAUGCACGCCCUGCGUUGGAGAGUGAAUGAUACACGUGUUUCCCUUGUCUGCCAUGCCAUUGCCAUGUCAGACGCGCCCUCUAGCUGUCGAUACGCCCAAGCCGUCCGUCUCAGAUAUAGCCAAAGGCAACACAAAGGAUGAUCACGACAGCGGAGAGGAUGGCGAUGGCAAUGGCGAUGGCGAUGACGACAUAGCAGAGGACAUGUUUUCAGCCCGGAGAGGGUCCCUGCCGCCCGUCUUGUCGGUGGCGUCGCUCUUGCGGCUGAAUGGCGAUCAGAUGGUGUUCGUCGCCAUCAGCGGGGGGCUAUUCCUUGCCUUGAUGGCUGUCUUCUACUACUGGUAAACAUGAGUACACACAAGGCAAGGCGCCGGAGGGGCCCGGCCCGGCCAGCUGUGUGUGUGCAGGUAUGGGUGGGUGUUUGUGUACGAGACGUACCUCUAUCAUCUGGUGCGCUCCGACCUGGCACACAACUUCUCGCCAUACUUCUACAUCGCCAGAAUGAUGCAGCCAUACCCUACGCUCGCUAAGGUAGGCAAGACAAACACACACACACACACACGAGGCAAACCUGGAUGAAGGCAUGGGCGUGUGUCUUGCCUUUGUGUGUGUGUGUGUGUGUGCGUGUGAGAGCAUGCAGGUGGUGAGCAUCGGUGUGUUUGUGCCUCAGUGGGCUGGUGCGUUGGUGCUGGGGGCCUACUACGCGCGCAAGAGGGUUGAGCUGGGGCUCUUCAUGCAGGUAGGUCAUCCAGUGAGUACCAGGCAGACACAGACAGACACACGGAUGCGUGUGUGCAGGGUGAAUGGAUGGAUGGAUGGAUUUGGCUCUGUGUGUGCACAUUAUGUGUGUGUGUGUGCUGCCAUAGCUAGACGCUGUGGUUUGUGGCGCUCAAUAAAGUCUGCACGGCACAGGUGUGGAUGGAUGGAUGGAUGGAUGGCGGCCCACACCACACGCCAUGCAGUCUGAUGUCUGUCUGUCUGUGCUGUCUGGUGGUCACUCAGUAUUUCCUGUGGUGGGGCUGCCUGAUGCCGCUCGCCAUCGCCUGUGUACCCGCCACACGAGUAAGCACAGAGGCAAGCACACAGAAGCCGAUUGCAGCAAGCCAUCCGUCCCCCUAUGCUGUGUGUGUCUGUCAGCGUCGUGUGAUCGAGCUGAUUCUCCUGUGCGGCUUCUGGCUCGCCACCGAGGUGCCUACACACACAAACACACACAGAGAGAGAGAGAGAGAUGAGUGCUGUCUGUGUGUUCAUUCCCUCAGUUCCAUUGGCUGGGCUGGGCAUACAAGCUGGAGUUCCUUCGACAAGACGUGGCACUGCAGGUGUGUGUGUACUGCAUGCAGUGUAGGCCAGCCACACACACAUCACAUAACGAUGCGUGUCUGUCUGUCUGUCCGUUUUGUGUGCGUAUGUCUUCAGGUGUUUCUGGCGUCGCUGUUGUUCCUGUGUGCCAAUUUGUGUGUGGUGUGGUUCUUCUGGCGCCACGCCCGUGCAGCCAACAUCCACGUCAAUUUCGUCGUCAGCGCCAGACCUUCUCUCGUGGCGAGAAAGUCAUCAUAGCUAUGAGGUGACAGCCAAGCAGCCAGACAGGCAAGAUGUCUGAGUGAGUGCUGCUGUCGUUUCUCUCGGUCGCUCUGUGUGCCGACGUCUCGGUCUGUGCUGGCGCGGUGUGGCGUGGUGUUGAGCAUUCAUUACUGAUGGAUGACACUUGGUUGACGGAGAACGUUAUGUAGAAUAAAUGGGACCAUCGACAGAGGACGCCGAUCGAACGAUCGAGGGGGG
Molecule: messenger RNA, 3204 nt
Organism: Vitrella brassicaformis
Lineage: Eukaryota; Vitrellaceae
Source: the annotation of a GenBank genome assembly